Megalops cyprinoides (Indo-Pacific tarpon) is the source of this 5483-nucleotide messenger RNA. Its product is annotated as rho guanine nucleotide exchange factor 15. Gene Ontology annotation, molecular function: guanyl-nucleotide exchange factor activity; protein binding. Gene Ontology annotation, biological process: activation of GTPase activity. The record is from RefSeq and is a predicted model, not a curated record. Bases 591 to 3794 code for a protein of 1067 amino acids. Lineage: Eukaryota; Metazoa; Chordata; Actinopteri; Elopiformes; Megalopidae. The transcript has 16 exons.
GGGAGGGAAGGGAGUCAAAUCCUGGGGGGGUAUCCCAUACGGUCCCUCACUGGCGAGCCGACAGCAGGAGUGCGUAUACAGCAGACAAAGAGCUGAUGUUAAACCAAGUGAAAGACGCGAAAAAACACCAACAGAAGCAACAAAGAGCUGCGAGAGUUUAAAUCAGACGCGCACAUAGUCAAAUUAAUGGAUUAAACACAGUAUCCGUGCUGUGGUGAAGUGCACGGGGUCAAUCGGAAAUCAAAAAUAUCAGAUCGCUGUUUUGUUGCAGGUUAUCCUUGACAAGUCAAUACUGAAGCCGUUUUGUGACUGUCUCCGUUGUGGUGUUUGUUGUCAGAAGAGGAACUAGCAAGCUAAAACUUUGGACUUUUUUCCACUGGCUGGGUAACAAAUUGACGAUAUUGUUACAGAGUUGUCUACUUUUGGAUUUGCGACGAGUGGAGUGCGAGAUGACUCAGAUUUGGUAAGGAUGACAGUGGAUCUACGGUGACCUUUGACCUAAAACUCUGGCUGGUCUGGUGGGGGGUGGGGGAGGGACAAAAGAAAAUUGACUUGAAAUUAAACGGCUGAAACAAAGACCAUCGGAUAAAAUGUCCCUCCCGGAACCAACCCCCCGCUCUCAGGCGCCUAUACCCCCCAAGCCUGUCCCCAGGCCGAAGCCCCCCGUCCCAAACAAACCCUUGGACAACGGCUCAGAAUGCCCCCCGCUGGCCGAGAAGGGCACCGCAACAAAGAGCUCAGGGAAAGUCAAGCGGAUUGUGAACAAGUUCAGCCAGCAAGAGGGCGUGGCAGGAGAAGGAGGGGUCGUCGAGGGGGUGGAGUCCCACAGAGUGCCCAAGAGGGCCCCGACCGUCAAACCGAAACCCCCGCGAAUACCACAGAAGGCUGCAGACCAAGCACCCCCACUGCCUGUGAAGAGGAGCCGGAUGCUGAGGAAGGAGGCUGAGCAAAGCAAGGCAGAGGCACCAGGAGGAGAGGCUGGGCCCGAGGCAGUGGCAGAGGCCAUGCCCAUCAGAGACGAGGGACGCCGUUCAGCCCCAGAUGGCAGGGAGGUGGAGGUGCAGGUGCAGGUGGAUGGAGGGGCAGGGACAGAGGCGGAGCUAACUGUGGGAGCCGCCCCCAGCCUACGCUGUGAGAGGGACUGCAGAUGCCUGUGCCACCAGGAGAGGCCAGGAAUGAGGCUGGUGUGGGUACCUGUGGGGGAGGAUGGGGAGGGGGAGGAGGAAGGAGAGGAAGGAGAGGCGGAGGAACCUGAGGAAGAGGAGGUGAAAGAGGCAGAUCAAAGGGGAGGGGAGGGCCAGAGCGAGGCAGGGGACCAGGAGGAGGAAGACGAGGAGGAGGAGGACUAUGAAGAGGAAGAGGAAGAGGAGAGCGGCUCCUCGGGAGAGGAAGGGAGGCUGGGGGGCAGGGCUGGGAGGGCGAAGUUCCAGGAGGUCCUGGACAUCAUGAUCGGGGAGGGGAACCGGAGGAGGUCGAGCGACCACACGGUGUGCGCGAUCAACGCGACGCCCCAGGUUGUGCUGACCUCCUACACCCCCCACCUCUCCCAGCCUCCUCCCAGUCCCAGUCCCAGUCUCUCCAGCAGGGCUGUGGAGGAGGAAGAGGACUCCAUAUACGAGGCCACGCUGGAGGGGGUGGAGGUGCCUCCAGCAAAGCCCAGCCCGAGCCCGAGCCCGACCCCACAGGCCAAACUCAUCCCCAUCAUCCGCUUCCAGAAGCCCCCUCGCACGGCCAGGCUAUCCUCCUCAGCAGACACACUCCCUGAGCCCCGCCCCGAGCCGGACCCAGCCGGGGAUCAGGCCAUCGAUGACGUGCCCCCUGCCAUCCCCGCACGGGUCCCCAUUCCUGCCUGUGACAAGUCAAAGAGCCCCCGCCUCGUCACCGUACCUGGGGGUGUCCCCCUGCCCCAGCCCUCCCCUGAAGAAUGGCGCGCCCUGCGCCACUCCUCUCCCCUGCCCACCCCUGCUGACAGCUGCCUGCCCCCCAGCCCUCUCCUGCCCCACCGUGCCCCCCCGAAUCCCUCCAGCCCCCUCUUCCCCCAUCGGCGCCCCCCUCCGCCACCCCAACCUGGCCCAGACGGCAGACGCCUCAGCACGCAUUCCAUUCAGUCCACCAUUCAGUCUACCCUAGCACCCAAAGAUAAAGAGGAGAAUACUGGGAGUGAUGUUGAGAGAGUGGACACCGCAGAAGAGGAAAAGCCUCCUGCUGUCCCACGCCGGGGGAUGUCUAUAGACUUGGAAUCUCAGCUCCAGGAUGAGCCCCUGUACCAGACGUAUCGGGCCACGGUCAUCCACAAGGAGAUCAAACGGCAGACGGUCUGCCGCAACAUCAGCAAGACCAGUGUGGACUUCCACAUGGACUGGAGCGCCCGCAGGGGGGGUGACACGGAGAGGGGAGGGGUCCGGGGCGGCCCUGCCCAAAACACGCUGUGGCAGGACCUGCCGGACGUGAGGAACAGCGGCAUCCUUGAUACGCUCAGCUCUGCGGAGUGCAAGUACCAAGAGAGUAUGUUCGAGGUGCUGACGUCAGAAGCUUCGUACCUGCGCUCCCUGAAGGUGCUGACCGAGCUCUUCCUGGAGUCCCGCGACCUGGACGAUACGCUCAUCAUCCACGACAAGAAGACGCUCUUCUCCAAUAUUUUGAAAGUGCGGGAGGUCAGCGAGAGGUUCCUGAAGGAUCUGGAGGAGCGCAUAAGCGACAGCGUAGUAAUCUCAGACAUCUGUGACAUCAUCCACUACCAUGCCCAGCACCACUUCCCUGUCUACAUCGACUACGUCCGCAACCAGAUCUAUCAAGAGAAGAAGUACACCAACCUCAUGCAGAAGAACCCGCAGUUCGCCACGGUGAUCGCCCGCCUGCAGGAGUCGCCGCAGUGCCAGCGGCUGCCCUUCAUGUCCUUUCUGCUGCUGCCCUUCCAGCGCAUCACCCGCAUCAAGAUGCUGAUCGAGAAUAUCCUGAAAAGGACACAAGAGGGGACUAAGGAAGAGGAGACUGCCUCCAAAGCCCUGGCCUCCGUUUCUAAGAUCAUUGAAGAGUGCAACACAGAGGUGGGGAAGAUGAAACAGAUGGAGGAGCUGAUUCACAUCGCCAAAAGCCUGGAAUUUGACAAACUGAAGGCCCUUCCAAUCAUCUCUCAGAACCGCUUCCUGGAGAAACAAGGGGAGCUUCAGGAGAUGGCCAAAUCAGGCACCCUCUUCAACAUCCGUCCCAAAUUCACUCCCAUUUUCCUCUUCCUCUUCAACGACCUCCUGGUCCUCGCCAGCAAGAAGAGCGCGGAACGCUACGUUGUGAUCGACCACACCCACCGUUCCCUGGUCCAGGUGAAGCCACUUGACGAGGUCUCCCCAGGUCCCGGUUUCGAUCACUGCUUCUGCCUGGUCCUGCUGGAGAACCACCAGGGUCGCAUGAAUGAGCGCUUGCUGAAGGCCUCCACCCAGUCGGAGAUGCACAGGUGGAUGGCAGCCUUCCCUGACCCCAAUGACCCUGACAGGGAUGCGGAGGAGGUGGUAUAUGAGGACUGGGAUUGCCCACAGGUACAGUGCGCAGAGCAAUAUGUUGCCCAGCAGGCGGAUGAGCUCAGCCUGGAGCCCACAGAAAUUGUCAACGUCAUUCGCAAGACCAACGAGGGCUGGUACCAGGGCAUCAGACUCUCAGACGGGCAGAAGGGUUGGUUUCCGGUGAGCAACGUUGUGGAGAUCACCAAUGAGCACGUCCGACGGCGAAACCUUCGCGAGCGGUACCGGGUCAUCCAGGCGGCGGGGAUAGUCAGCGCAAAGUCUCGGACCGCGCCUUAAGAAGGUGGUACCCCGGAAAUCACGCUGUAAAAAUGAGGACCUCGGAGUGUAAAAUGGAGUUCCCCAGAAGAAUGAAGCCAAACCUAAGCUCAGGAGAGGAAGAUGUAACCCAUUUGAAUGGAUCCAAUUGGAUGUAAGAAAUGCACACGCCAGGACUGGAAAGGAAACUGUUACACACUACAUACUAACUGAAUGCAAUACUGCAAAUCUAAGCACAGCAAUACUGAUCACUUGACAAGGAAUAACAGGAAAACUGCCCUCUUCGUUAGACCUAAAUACACUGUAAAUCUUGACUAUAAGCACACGCCUGAAAACCUCCCGCUGACAAAUAAAGUCUAUCCAAGUUUCAUGAGAAAGCAAAACCUGAAAAAAGAAAAAAACGCCUCCUGCACUGGAAUGACACUACAAAGUCUGAAAGGAACAUUGAGGUCCCAGCAAAUGCAUCAUGGGAAGACUCCAGUUAAGUUAAAGAAUGACGACAGACUGGCCUGAACCUUACAGAAUGUGCUCCUUCUGUGCUCCUUCUCUGUGGCUGUGUCGCGUCUGCAUUCUGCACUACGCCCCAGUUCCUCCUGGGAAACUGCUGCUGAAGAGGAAUGCCUCGAGGCUGGCCCGCCAAUGUUGGAGCACUGCGCUCGAGGCAACUCAGCCCGUCACGCCCGCGCCGGCCGCUGACGUGUUUCCGCAGCGGGACGCGACGCUGGGGCAUUGCAGGCAUGCUGCAUGUUCGAUCCGCUCAUUUUAGGCAUGCCUGAACCAUGUGGUCACGCCCCAAUCAGGCGGACGGCAAGAAGGCUUCAACGUCACUGUGAGUUACACAGCACUGCCACUGCAGACUAAACCAGCAGGGUUGGGCUUUAGGGUCGGCCUUUGGCUUACUUUAAAAAAUCUUGAUGUUCAAGCUGAGAAACAGCGUUCCAAACCGCUGUUCUGAGAAGCACAAGUCUCUUAGACCUUAAGGGCUACUUCUGUUGUUGCACCAGAGUUAAAAUGUUCUGACAAUAAAGCACAAUUGCUUUGAGUUAAUUAUUGAUGACUUCUAGCUGUCUAUAGCAACAGAAAUGCCCCUUUCCCAGUUUAACAAAGUGUAAUAUAAAUGACCUUUUCAGCAAAUGUGUAAAGAACAGAAGCCCUUGUAGAUGGUUGUGUUGUAUGUGUUGUCUGGUGUUUUAUGUUGCUGUGGUCAUCCUUAGGCACAGAUUAAUGGUUUUUUGUAUGUGAACGGUGACGGUUUUUGUAUGUAAACAGGAAACCGGUUCCUCCUCUACUGCUGGAAUAGACAACUCUGAUCUACUGGAGCGGGCAUGCACAACACAUUUUCACUCCGAGUUUGAGAGCCUUACUUUAUAGUCAUAAAAUGAGCCAGGUAUCAUAAAUAUCCAUCAGGAAAUUUAUAUGGUGGUGAACAAAUACGAAGGCCUAUUUUUAUAAGCGCUUGGCCUGACUGCAAUAACUGAAAGCACCUGUGAUUCUCUGUAUGCACUGGCUGCUGUUUACACAAAACAUCAGUACUUUCUGAACAUCUGCAGAUCUCGGGGAGAGCAGUCGUUGGCCCCAUCUGUGUGGUGGUCUGCCUGGGGCCAGUAUGGCUGUAUAUGUGUGCGCGUGUGUGUGUGUGUAUACAGUAUGUAAACAUACUUACAUGUGUGUGAACAGGCUUGCUCCCUUUGUGAGAGUAGUGAUCUUAAU